AUGGCAAGCCAUGGUAUUCCUCGCGCAGAGGGUCGUGGUGAACAAAGUGCAGAAGCGCGAGCGAAGGAACUAAAGGAGAUCAACCAGUACAAAAGAUUGGUGGACGAGAUUGACAUAAAGGUUGAUGCGGGGGAAUUCACCCCCGAACUCCUCCAGAAGACCGCGGAGCUGUUGAAGAAGAAUCCUGAAUAUUACACGAUUUGGAAUCAUCGCCGACGAAUCUACGCAAACGAGUUCAGGGAUCUGGCUUCACAGGUGAAGGAUGGCAAGCUGUCGGAGGAAGAGCGGCAAAGCCAGGUGUUGGACAUUGUCAAGCUCGACCUGCAAUUUCUGUUCCCAUUACUACUGAAGUUUCCCAAAUGCUACUGGAUUUGGAACCACCGUCUGUGGCUGCUGGACCAAUCUACACUGUUGCUGCCACGAGAGACGUCUCACAAGCUAUGGACCGAGGAGCUCGCUUUGGUGGGCAAGAUGCUCUCUCGCGACAGCCGCAAUUUCCAUGGCUGGGGCUAUCGGCGGACGGUGAUCACAAAUCUGGAGAACCUCGAUGAGACCAGUAUGGCGCAGAAAGAGCUUGACUACACCACGAAAAUGAUCUCUGCCAAUCUAUCCAACUUCUCGGCGUGGCACAAUCGGUCUAAACUCAUCAUUCGCACGCUCGCCGAACAACAAGCAGAGGACGACGAGCGGAAGAGGAUGCUUGACGAAGAAUUGAAGCUGAUCCACAAGGCUCUGUUCGACCCCUACGACCAGUCACUUUGGUUCUAUCACCAGAAUUUGAUGUGUUGUCUCGACCCAGCGACAGCGCCGCGAACAAUGGCGCCCAACCUGAGCACCGACGAGAGGUUAGCGUAUGUCUCUGAGGAACAAGACUUUAUCGAAGAGCUUCUGGAAGACACAGACGACUGCAAGUGGAUAUAUCAAUCAUUGAUCGAGCUGGCCUUUUUGCAGGCGAAGCUGAGGGGUUUGGACAUCGAGGCAGAACGAAGGGGGAGUCUAAAGGAGUGGCUCCAGAAACUCAAGUCCUUGGACUCUCUGAGAAUGGGUCGGUGGACUGAUCUUGAGUCGUUGCUGCUUGCAUGA
Molecule: messenger RNA, 1083 nt
Organism: Cyphellophora europaea CBS 101466
Lineage: Eukaryota; Fungi; Ascomycota; Eurotiomycetes; Chaetothyriales; Cyphellophoraceae
Exons: 4
Coding region: 1-1083 (360 amino acids)
Biological process (GO): protein geranylgeranylation
Cellular component (GO): cytoplasm; Rab-protein geranylgeranyltransferase complex
Molecular function (GO): Rab geranylgeranyltransferase activity
Source: RefSeq, a predicted model, not a curated record